This is a messenger RNA of Daucus carota subsp. sativus, 1378 nucleotides long. RefSeq lists its product as uncharacterized. The record is from RefSeq and is a predicted model, not a curated record. The transcript has a single exon. Bases 1 to 1248 code for a protein of 415 amino acids. Lineage: Eukaryota; Viridiplantae; Streptophyta; Magnoliopsida; Apiales; Apiaceae.
AUGGAUCAAACACUAGAAAAUUUAACUGAAGACUUUAUUGAUGAGUUUUGCUUCGACGAUACUGAAGAUAAUCGUCGUCUCGAACUCUAUCAUGAAAUUUAUGGUCAAAGCUCAAGAUCCGUGCCUCGAAAAAGUAUAUUCAGAAACCGUGAAGCAGGGCAUCAACGUCUGGAGAAUGAUUACUUUUCAGCAAAUCCGGUAUAUCCUGAAGAAACAUUCCGACGAAGAUUUCGUAUGGGAAGGCAUGUUUUUCUACGUAUUGUGAAUGCAAUGUCAAAUUUCGAUCCAUACUUUCAACAAAGGGUCGAUGCUGUGGGAAGAAAAGGUUUAUCACCCUUACAGAAAUGUACUGCCGCAAUGCGUAUGUUAGCAUAUGGAAUAUCCGCUGACGCUGUUGAUGACUACGUUCGUAUUGGAGAGAGUACUGCAGUUGAGUGCUUAAAAAAAUUUGUCUCAAAUAUCAUCAUGAUAUUUGAAAGUGAAUACUUGCGAAAGCCAAACUCCAGUGAUGUUCAACGGCUAUUACAGAUGGGUGAGGCUCGCGGCUUUCCUGGUAUGAUGGGCAGUAUAGAUUGCAUGCACUGGCAAUGGAAAAAUUGUCCUAAAGCCUGGAAGGGAAUGUUUAUGAGUGGUCACAAAGGAGUUGCAACAAUUAUACUGGAAGCGGUUGCUUCAUCUGAUCUGUGGAUAUGGCAUGCAUUUUUUGGAGUUGCUGGAUCAAAUAAUGACAUAAAUGUCUUAGAACGGUCGCCAGUAUUUGAUGAUGUGCUAGAAGGUCGUGCUCCAGAGGUAAAUUAUUUCAUCAACGGAAACACUUAUAACAUGGGAUACUACUUAACAGAUGGAAUAUAUCCUGAAUGGGCAACAUUCGUUAAAACGAUACCACGUCCUCAAAGUGAGAAAAGAAAAUUAUUUUCAAAAUAUCAAGAAAGCCAGCGAAAAGACGUCGAACGAGCUUUUGGUGUGUUACAGUCUCGUUUCGCAAUUGUGAGUGGUCCUGCACGUUUUUGGGACAAAGCAGAUCUUGGAAAAAUUAUGAGAGCAUGCAUUAUAAUGCAUAAUAUGAUUGUUGAAGACGAGAGAGACACUUAUGCCACGCAAUUUGGUCCUUUACCAAUUUAUGAUGAUGCAACAAAUGGUUUAUCUCAACCAAAUUUAGGUGAAGAACCCUUUAUCCCGUAUGAAAGGUAUAUCCAAAAUACGUUACAAAUGCGUGAUAAAACGGACACAUCGUCAGCUACAAAAUGACUUGGUUGAGCACAUCUCGCAGUUCCAUAAUAGUCGUUAGUUUCUUAUUGUACUAUUUUUAAUUGUUUGUUUCCUUGUGUAAUGUUUUUAAUUUAUUGUUUUUAAUUCAGUUGAAUGUAUUUUAUUUUAA